Molecule: messenger RNA, 2382 nt
Organism: Mycena citricolor
Lineage: Eukaryota; Fungi; Basidiomycota; Agaricomycetes; Agaricales; Mycenaceae
Source: the annotation of a GenBank genome assembly
AUAUUUCUGCACGUGACAACGCGCUGGCUUCUCUCGCGAGUUGCUUCUCUUCUCUUCUCCGUUCCUCGAUGGGUCCGGCGCCUCCAACCCGACGUGAAUGCCUGUUGCUGCUCGUCCUUCUAGUUGCAGUCCUCUCCCUAUCUAGUUCUCGCUCCCCCAAACCCCUUCUCGCCCCUUCGACUAUCCCCCUUUCAACUACCGAAGUCGUUGAUACGUUGCAAGAAAAGAAUCCGCUCGUUUACGACACUCGUUUAUCGUGGGGGAAGGGACCGGUGCCCGAAUCCAAGGUCUUAUCCCAUGCGCCAGGAUGGACCAUCAUCGACAAGAUGUACAUCUUCAAAGGCAUCGUGUAUGUCGUGUCCGAUGACCCCAAUACUGUUCCCAACAAGGAAGACAUGUAUUCCAAAGGGAUAGAGAUUUUUCCAGGCAAAGAAGCGGAGGACUCGCGUUUGCCUGACGAAACAGACCUCCGAAUUAUCACCAGGGCGGAAGCAAAGUCCCUCUUCGGGACGGGUGCCGGAAUCGUCGACGGUGUCACGUUCUUCGUGAACGACCAUCCUCAAUUCAUCCGUCACUACUACCAUUGGUCGGCUGAACUGUACUUUGGCUUCUGGCGGACGUAUUCCUCGCUUGACCCUUCCAUAUCGCCUGACGGCCGGACGACGCUCCCUCAACCACGGCAUAUGUGGUUCAAUCGUCUGGACGCCUUCCGGUGGCGCGACCCGACAGACAUGAAUCCGCUUGUCCUCCGGUCCUCGUUCCCGGAUGUGACCAUGGAGUUCCUUGACGAUUGGGACGACCGCGUCAAGAUGGGCGUUCCGUUUGUUUUUGAGCGCGUCGUGCUGGCCGAUCGGUCGUCGGCGAUGAGAGCGUACAACUUCCAGCGCUAUCAGCGCACAGCCGGCGUUCCUUUCGCUUUGCCUGGCAGCGUCAAUUGGUGGCAGACCAUACGUAACGAUGUCAUCCAGAUGGCGGGCAUGGGUCUUCACGAAGGACAGUCAACCACGCAGCGACCGGUCAUCACUUAUAUCUCGCGGCAAGCCUGGGGUCGUCGAACUUUGCUGCAGGCGGAUCACGAAAAGCUAGUGCGAGAACUGUAUCGUCUGCGCGACGAACAUGAUUGGGAGGUCAACAUCGUGUUGAUGGAGAAGAUGAGCAGGGCAGAGCAGAUUAGACUCGCUGUGCGAACAACAAUCAUGAUGGGCGUCCACGGGAACGGUCUCACUAAUCUUAUCUGGCAAUACCCGACAGAGCGUACCACGGUCAUGGAAUUCUUCUACCCGGGUGGAUUUGCGCACGAUUACGAGUUCACCGCUCGAGCCUUGGGUAUCAAGCAUUACGGGUUCUGGGGCUCUGCCUCCUUCACCAGUCCCGAUUUGCCUCUGAAUGCCUAUCCUGAAGGGUUCCAAGGAAACUCCAUCCCCCUAGAUGCCUCUGCUGUGGGCCGGCUUUGCCAUGACAGGCUGACACUGUCGCUCGAGGUCGAUGACUGAAGGCAUCGCCUUAUUUGCUGUAGAUAGCCAUACUCCGGACACGCAUAAUGUACAAUACACACUGCAAUUACUUAGAAUCAGAGCAUUUGGGACAUUGGAACAUUGGAACAACUCGGCGUAAGGAAUGACAAGUACAAAGUAAUAGCAAUGGCAAAAAAACAAGGCAAGAUCGAUACAAACGAGAUUAGUCUGGGUAUGCAAGUUCGGUUGGGCUACAAUCUUCAUCUGGCGUCUCCACGGUGGCCACAAUCACUUGGGCAGCUUUUGAAAGGACAACUAGCGGAGCGAGUGUGCUGUCUCUGGACGUCGUCCCACUGUCAUCGCGGGGAAAUCGUCGUUGCCAGUGCCAUAGGAUCUUGACACAGGGUCGAGAAAUACGGACAUGCGGGACAGAACGAUUCGUCGGAAACUCCGGAGAGUGCUGGAUGUUGGGAGGUGGAAUCAAGUCGUGACCGGUCUCGGCCACUAGCUCUGCGCACUCCAGAGUUUCCAGCCGCGCCAAAGCUUCGUCGAAAUAUCGGCCCAACUCCUUCCUGUCGUCUGACCACUGAGGUGUUUCCGCUAGUAGCUCAUCAUCCUCAUGGAAACUUGAAUCCGGAUCACUAAAUAGGAGAGGUCGAGUCGGAGAGUCGGACCGCGCAUGAGGUGAAUUGUCCCGUGUCUCUGAGAUGGUCGCUGUCAGCUCGGCAUCAGCAACGACAAAUGGGGACGUUCGCGUCGCUCCAAUAGGUGAUCCGUUCGUAUAGGAGUGCGAUGCUACCGGCGACGGUUCGAUGAUCUCUACAUCCGAGUCUGGAUCCACAACAUUGACGUGAUCGACGAGGCCAAGUUCAUUCUCGCUAUCGGUUAUCACCAAGACUUCGUCAAAUUGGGAUUGUCGAUCGAGUAU